ACUAAAAACAACAACUUUAUAAUUCUGUCACAUCGUCCUCACUUGAUCUCACGUUUUACAGUUCAUUUCGUUAUUUUUGCCCAGUUUAUCGUCCUUAAUUAGCCUCACGCGCGGUCGUUAAGUCUCACGCGCCGCCCUUUUACAGUUCUGUCACAUCGGCCACAGUUGAUCUCACGCGCUCCGUCAAUCAGGAGCGGAUACAGCUCUUCAGGAACCCAUAAACUUCAAAUCCUGGAUCCACCUCUGCCGUCAAUGGAGGUUGAAGUGAAGCUCCGGUUGCCGGAUUCAACCGCACAUCAGAAAGUUCUCUCACUUCUCUCACCUUACCACACGAAAACACACCACCAGCGCAACACUUUCUUCGACGGCGCGUGCGGCGAGCUGAGCACGCGCCGGGCAGUUCUCCGGCUCCGAUUCUACGAGAAUUCGGAAAACGUGAAAUGCAUGUUGUGUCUCAAGGCUAAAGCCGUAAUUAUCGACGGUGUUAGCCGAGUCGAAGAGGAUGAGGAGGAAUUGGAUCCGAAAAUAGGAUAUGAAUGUGUUUCUAACCCUAGACAAUUGAUGCAGGUAGAUACUAGGGUUUUGAAGAGGGCAAAAGAGGAAUUUCAUGUUGGUGAGGAAGGGUUUAUUGGAUUGGGUGGGUUUAAGAAUGUGAGGAAUGUGUUCGAGUGGAAUGGUGUGGAAUUGGAGGUAGAUGAGACUAUGUAUGAGUUUGGGACUUGUUAUGAGAUUGAAUGUGAAAGCUUGGAGCCAGAGAAAGUUAAAGCUAUGAUUGAGGCAUUGUUGAAGGAGAAUGAUAUUGAUUAUAGCUAUUCAGAAGUGUCAAAGUUUGCUACUUUCCGGGCCGGAAAGUUGCCUUAGUUUACCUCAUAGAUGGUACCAUCCCUCGAAGGCUUGAAGUGUUGAUUUCCUCAAUAUUUUGCAGUUAAGACUUGAAAGGCAUGAAAUAAUAUUUUGUGGUUUCCUGAUCAUUUACCCUCCUGCUGAUAAGAGUUUUAUUAAACCUCUCAUUUUUAUCCCCCCCGAAUAUUAGUUUUUUUAUUUUAUUUUUUGGAGUACUAUUUAGAACAUCAGCAUCUUCUAUUUGUGGAAAUGGAGCAUGAUGCUAAACUUUGGACUUUA
Molecule: messenger RNA, 1122 nt
Organism: Lycium barbarum (goji berry)
Lineage: Eukaryota; Viridiplantae; Streptophyta; Magnoliopsida; Solanales; Solanaceae
Product: triphosphate tunnel metalloenzyme 3
Exons: 3
Coding region: 253-861 (202 amino acids)
Source: RefSeq, a predicted model, not a curated record